Phanerochaete carnosa HHB-10118-sp is the source of this 3339-nucleotide messenger RNA. RefSeq lists its product as uncharacterized. The transcript is spliced from 5 exons. Bases 1 to 3339 code for a protein of 1112 amino acids. The record is from RefSeq and is a predicted model, not a curated record. Lineage: Eukaryota; Fungi; Basidiomycota; Agaricomycetes; Polyporales; Phanerochaetaceae.
AUGCUGUCUUCACCCCUAUCCGAUGCACCGGCAGACUCUGAAGCAUCUGCCCACUCCAGUCUCGCUGGUACUCCAAGUCCUGCCAUCUUUUGUCACGUCUCGGGUGUAGAGGAUGUAGACGUCAAUCUGUUUUGGCCUGUAACACCUAGAAUUCGGAGGUCUCAGUCACUCUCCAGCCUCUCAACACUUUCGCUGCGCACCGCAGUGUUCUCACCACCACCUCAGCACGAAUGCCGUCCAGGUGUAACUGCACCAUUCUCAUGGUUAAACCAAAUGACAAUUCUGCCGCCUCUUCCUCAGCUGAGUACCCCUGAGCAUUUGCACUCGGAGCUGCCUGAUGAACCGGGCACUGGUACAAGCUUUGUACCAAGCUCACCUAUUCAUGGGGCAACCUGUGAGGAGCGUCGUGAGUCCCGUCAACAAAAGGAAAGAAGGAAGAAGGAGAGAGAGGAGCUAGAGUUCAGAAAAGAGGAAGGGGAGCGGAAGCGGAAAAUGAUAAAGAAGGUUCUACAGACCUUGGACAAAGAGCACUGCACCUUUGGGGACUUCAUACUGCACAUUUCCAACCCGUUCAAUUGGGAAGGUACACGCCGUUACCGUGGGUUCUUCUCUGUCGAAGGUUGUGUAGAGCAAGUCCUCGAUUUCUGGGCCGCUUCCAGCUCUGGUCGCAACACGAUGAAGGCAUGGGCCACAGCCUACACCUCCAAGCUCGUUAGCAAUGAAGGCGACUUGAUUCGACAUGACGGGUUUCUGCGCACCGACAAAGUCAAGAUUGACAAAAACUUUACCUUGGGAUUCAGUUUUAUAUCAGUUCAGGACAAGCUUCAGAUUCUCUGUCUGAUACUCACAGCAAUCCUCGAGGCUGUUUGCACUACGGCACGGCAGAAGAAGACCAUGGUUGAAUCAUCUAGGAAGCAAAAAGAGACUACAAUCAUGACUGCAGCUCUGAUGUGUCUGGGUGAACGUAGCAGGCGCAACGACUAUGUGAAAGCACUCUUGGGCCUAUUUGGGUGUGUCAAAGGUGCCCACCGGCAACUUCUAACUGUACUCUCGCAUUUUGGGCUCUCACUGAGCUAUUCAAGCCUGACUGGCAAGUCGAAGUACCACACGUCCCUAAGUGAUAUACAAGCAUCACUGGAGGCCAUGGAGACAAGUAUGGGUAGUGAUGAACUGGAGGCAACGAGUCAUUCUGGACCUGCAAACACAGAAGCAGCUGGCAAGCGCAUACAGAAGGAGAAGGGCAAGAGCAAGCUGGGAUUGCUGAGGCGUCUCUCAGACGUGUGUCGCAGCGCCACGCGCUCAGAGGCUCUCUUGGACUUGCUCGCGUUCGUCUACAACAAUAUCAACAUGCGCUUUAGGAUUGCCGAGGAAGUCAUGGGACAGAAAGACUCGCAAGAGAAUGGGACAUGUUCGACAGCCUUCCUGCUCUGGAACGCAAAACUCGAGCACCUACAGACUUCUUCUCUCCUGUCUCAUACGCUCUCAGCUCGACCCCUUGCUUUGUCUGACAUUCACCUAACUGCUGAGGAGAACGAAGUUAUCAACUCUCGCUUUGAGCACACAAUUCUGCAUAUUCUGGCUCUUUUUGGAGGUGACUGCUUUGCCAAGUACGCAGAUGAGAUCCCCGUGGCAACUCCUGUGACCGACAGCAAGAUAGAGCGUCACAAGACUCAGAUUUACCCCCUCCCUGCUGUUCCUAUCAACGAGUCUACAACCAGAGGCAACGCCAAAGUGGUAGAAAACAUUUUCUGCGAGGUUGAUAAGCCUGUGGACUCUCCGCAGUCUGGUUCCAUUAUCAGGCUCAUCGCCAGCGAUCAGCUCUCUGUAGCACGUAUACAAUCUAUCAUUGAGACUCGAGCUGGUCAUGACAGCCUAUCAAACUCAAUGCUCUGGGUGAUUUCAGUACCGGGCCUCUUCCACUACAAAAUGGCGCUAAUGCACGGUUUCAUGGAGACCCACUACAGCACACAGAGCAUCAGCGAUCCAGGUUCUCUUGCAUUUCACAACCAUGUUCUGCAAAGGAAGCCAAUAGUCCUUUCAUCCCUUCCUCCCUUCCGGACGUGUCGUGAUCUGGUCUUUGUCUCGCUUUAUGCACGCGUAUUUCACUGCCUUCUGCUUGUCUCCGGCCACUCUGCGCUUGACGACUUUGCUGAGGCCAAUGUACCCUUCACUAAGCUGCAAGGUUAUGCUCAACAGAUCUGGGAGCAAUAUGCAAAUCCUAUGGUGGUCUAUGCUCUACGACAGUCUCGGAAGCACGAGGAGUUACAGAGACCAGCAGCAGAGCCUACCGGUAUCAGUGCGGAUAACGUUCAUCGAUCAACCAAAGGUGACAUGGUCUUCGAGAACGCUGUGCUCUACAUGCGCGAUGCACUCCUGUUGCGCAAGUUUACAGACGCUAUCAAGGCCGGCGACUCUGGGCGAGUAUUCUACCGUGGGAUGGGACGUCCAAAGUAUGCACACGAGAUGAUGCAUCUAGUGCACCAUCUGAUGUCAGUAUGGCCUGAGGAGCUUUGCAAAAUUGUCAUGGAGAACUGGCUUGUUAAUCCAACAGGUAGAGAUAACUCGUGGGUCAAAGUUGACCUAAUGCAGGAGCACUUGAAUUAUUGGAUCAAGGCAAUCUACCGAGCACGAGGUAGCAACGCAUCAUGGCAGUGGCUUGCAAUGAUUGCACCAUGUGUCCACAUCCUUCGCGAGCUUGCAAAGCAGGUGCAUGCAACUUUUGUUUCUCAUCAAGGCAGCAAGCACACGAGCCCCAAUCUUCAGCGCGAUAUCGACCGGCUAAUGGCGUCCCUCGAUCAGCAUGGUGUCUACACUAUUGAUGAGGGCCGCUGUAUCAAUUCAGAAAAUGGCGAAGUUCUGAACGUAGUUGCGGAUGAGAUCAGAGGCCUUCAAGAACCUCUUCAGGAGUACAACAGGCUCUUUCGUGAGCUUCAGUCGAGUAUUCGCUCGAAGCCCUUGGUGGGUGAGCUGUAUAUAUCUGUCCCUGCUGACAGACUCGACCCCGGAACAUCCACUGGGAGUGCGAUGGCAACUACAGCAACUGCCAGCGACUCUCAAGACGCACGUAAUCAAGGUACGGCUGAAGACGCGGAUGCUGAGAUUGAUAACGAAACGCUCGAGGAUGACAAUGACGACAGUCACAGAGAAGACACAGCAGAGGCGUCGGGCUCUGAAGAUGAGUCUGAUGGUGCAGGAGACAAUGUGGCUGGUGAACACGAAGACCAAGAACACUGGUUCAGCCUCAAUAAUGCGGACGACGUGGUGCUCGAUAUGGAUGCCUUCGACGACAACGAUGACGACACUGAUAGCGACAAGGAUGAUGAACAUGAUGGCGACUGA